Oppiella nova is the source of this 1273-nucleotide messenger RNA. The record is from the annotation of a GenBank genome assembly. NCBI's taxonomy places the organism in Eukaryota, Metazoa, Arthropoda, Arachnida, Sarcoptiformes, Oppiidae.
UUGGGUGAAGUUUGUGUCAAAUGAACACUCAUUGCAUUGCAUUGCACUUCAAAUGCACACAAACUUACAGUUAAUUCAUUUAAUUUGCAAACAAAUAGUUGCAAUAUUUUGACAGUUUCUCAAAAAUACAUAAACUUUGAAAUCUUGGUCACAGUUUGUGUCAUUCAAGUCACAAAUGUCUUCUUCGGUGGCAAAUCUGGUGAAUAAGUUUCGCGGAUGUCUUGCGGGCGGACUCAUUGGCGACUGUCUGGGCUCACCCUUCGAGGCCGACAACCCUAUCAGUCGAUCGGUUUUGUAUAACUUUCUGACCAAACAAUUGGAGGAAUCGGCCAAAAUGUUUCAGAUGUUCCCCUUCACUGAUGACACAGCGAUGACUAAAUCGAUGGCCCAAUCGUUCAUUGAAUUGAAACGCUUUGACGCCAAAGAUAUGGCCAAAAGGUUUUCCGUCGAGUACUUCAAAGACCCGAAGAGGGGAUACGGAGGUAAUGUCGUGGAUGUGUUCGCGGCUUUACGGCACACCCAUUACGAGUACCCCUACGAACCGGCGCGCCUUCAGUUCAAUGGUUCGGGCAGUUAUGGGAACGGAGGGGCGAUGAGGACCAGUCCUGUGGCCCUCUUUGGCUUUCACUUAUCGGACGCCGAGUUAAUAGAGUUGGCGACCAAUUGCGCCAAAAUCACUCAUUCAAACCGAAACGGAUAUAACGGCGCUAUUCUUCAAUGUCUGGCCAUUCGCGAGGCUUUGCAGACACAGUCGUCGCCAACCGAUCACUCAUUUGAUGUCAACGUAUAUCUCAAUAGUUUGAUCGAAAAGAUGCAAAAAGUCGAGACAACUAUUUGUACGGAAACUGAUAACAAUGACUCGCAUAAUAAAUCCAAUGGAGUUCCCGAAACUCCAUUUACUGAUAAACUCAACAAAAUUAAGAAAAUUUUUGAGAGCCAAACCAAAGUGAAUGAAUUGUCGGGAGAAAAGGUGGCCUAUAUUCUGGGCAAUGAUGUGUCGGCACUCAAGUCAGUCCCGUCUGCCAUAUAUUCCGUUUUGAGGGGUCAGACACCCAUUGAGGCCUUCCAGAGUACGAACCCUUUUGUGCGGACACUAUAUUUCGCGUUAUCAUUGGGCGGUGACACCGAUACUAUCGCCUCCAUGGCCUGUAGUAUUGCCGGCGCUCUCUAUGGAAACGAUUUGAUUCCAAAUCCUUUACGAAAACAUUGUGAAGACAUUGAUUUGCUUAUCAAAUAUUCCGAAGAUUUGUAUGAUUUGGUGCCAAAUAAGUAA